AUGUGGAAAAUUCGUAUAAGUAUAAUUACAUUAAUAUUUGUUUUCACUGAAAUUCAAUCGGCAAAAAUAUUAGGAGUGUUUCCAACGCCUUCUAUAAGCCAUCAAGUUGUAUUUCGUCAACUUAUGAUAGAAUUAGCUAGACGUGGACACGAAAUCACAGUGAUAACAACAGAUCUAGCAUUCUCAAAAGGUCAAGCUCCUCAAAACAUAACCGAAAUUGAUGUGCACGAUAUCUCUUACCAACUUUGGCUACAAUUUUUUGCUGAAAAAGUUAACGAGAAAGAUCGUAUUUUGUCGUUUGGAUUAAUUUCUGACUUGCUUCUAGAAAUAUUUGUAAAGCAAUUAAAAUCUUCUGAAAUUCAAAAAUUACUUAACAGGAAUGAAAAUUUCGAUUUAAUAUUUGUCGAAUCCUGUGUACGACCAGCACUUAUUUUUUCAUAUUUAUAUAACGCGCCUGUUAUCGAAUUCAGCUCAGUAAGUGGUAUUUUACUGGCAUUUGAAAUGGUAGGAGCGGCCUCUCAUCCUCUUAUCUAUCCGAAUGUAUUGCACAGAAGAAUUUACAAUUUGACCUUGUGGGAAAAGAUUACGGAAUUGUAUAUUCAUUACUCACAGGAGCAUAUUUUAUUGCAACAAAUAAAUAAAGAAAAUGAAAUUAUGCGGACAAUUUUUGGUUCAGAUGCACCAAAUUUAGACGAUUUGAGACAAAAUGUUCAGAUGUUGUUUUUAAACGUUCAUCCUAUUUGGGAUUUUAAUCGGCCCGUUCCUCCAAAUGUAUUGUAUUUAGGAGGCUUGCAUCAAGGAACUCAACACGAGUUAUCGGCGGAUCUAAAAUUAUAUCUUGACUCUUCGAAAAAUGGAGUUAUAUACGCUAGUUUUGGUACAAAUAUCAAGCCUUCAAUGAUUCCACCAGAUAAAUUAAAAAUAUUUACAGAUGUAUUUUCUCAAUUGACUUACGAUGUUUUAUUUAAAUGGGACAAUGAUGAGCUUCCGGGACGUUCGAAAAAUGUUAAGAUUUCAAAAUGGCUACCACAAUCAGAUUUAUUGAGACAUCCCAAAGUAAAAUUAUUUAUCACACAAGGAGGCUUACAGUCUACGGAUGAAGCACUGACUGCUGGAGUACCUCUUAUUGGUGUACCAAUGUUUGGUGAUCAAUGGUAUAACACCGAACAGUAUGUUAAAUUUAAUAUUGGAAAACAACUUUUAAUCGAAACACUUACAAAAGAACAGUUACUGGAUGACAUUAAGACUGUAAUUAAUGAUAAAAGUUAUCAAGAAAAUAUUGUUAAACUACUUAGAUUUAUGAAUGAUCAACCAAAUACAUCACUGGAACGCGCAGUGUGGUGGACGGAACACGUCUUGCGGCAUAGCCAAGUAGCAUAUCGGCGCACUCCUGCUGCUAACAUACAGUGGACUGAGUAUUAUGAAGUAGAAAUUGUGCUGUUGGCAUUGAGUGCCUUUCAUUCCUAUCCGUUUCUAAUCAAUGUUAAACUCAAUAUGCUGAAAAAACUACUGGAUAUAGUUUGUUUAAUAUUUGUGCUCACUGAAAGUGAAACGGCAAAAAUAUUAGGAGUGUUUCCAACUCCUUCUAUAAGCCAUCAAGUUGUGUUUCGUCCACUAAUAUUAGAACUUGUUAAUCGUGGACAUGAAGUUACAGUAAUAACAACAGAUCCUGCAUUUCCAAAAGGUCAAGCACCUCAAAACCUAACUGAAAUCGACGUUCACGAUAUUUCCUACGAAAUGUGGAAGGCUUUCGGAUUAAGAGGAAACGAGAAAGAUCCAAUAGAAUUUUACCACUUUGCAAGCGAUUUGCUCCUAAAUUUAAUUAUUAAACAAUUAAAGUCUGAUGAAAUACAAAAACUACUACGUAAAAAGGAGAAAUUUGACUUGUUGUUUAUUGAAUCUUGGACACGAUCAGCCAUUGUCUAUUCACAUAUAUACAAUGCGCCUGUUAUCGAAAUCAGCUCAUUCAGUGGUAUUCUUUCGGCCUACGAAGCAAUAGGAGCAGCGUCUCAUCCCCUUAUCUAUCCCAACGCACUGCAGAAAAGAAUUUAUAAUUUAACGUUAUGGGAGAAGAUUACAGAGCUGUAUUAUUAUCACGCGACCAAUUAUGUUCUCGUAAAACACGAACAAACGGCAAAUAAAAUAUUAAAGUCAAUUCUCGGUUCAGACUUACCAGAUUUGAACGAUUUAAGGCAAAAUGUUCGAAUGAUGUUCGUAAAUGUGCAUCCCAUUUGGGAUUUCAAUCGGCCUGUUCCACCAAAUGUGCUGUAUUUAGGAUCAUUGCAUCAAAAACCACAACACGAAUUACCAGAGGAUUUAAAAUUAUAUCUUGAUUCAUCGAAAAAUGGAGUUAUAUAUAUUAGUUUCGGUACAAAUGUUAAACCAUCUAUGUUUCUACCGGAGACACUAGCAAUAUUUAACAAUGUUUUUUCUCAAUUACCUUACGAUUUUUUAUGGAAAUGGGAUAAAGAUGAGCUUCCAGGAAUUCCAAAGAAUGUUAAGAUAUCAAAAUGGCUGCCACAGUCUGAUUUAUUAAGGCAUCCUAAGGUCAAGUUAUUUAUAACCCAAGGGGGCUUACAGUCAACUGAUGAAGCUAUGAGUGCUGGAGUGCCACUUAUUGGCAUACCAAUACUUGCUGACCAAUGGUUUAAUGUCGAGCAAUAUGUUAAAUUUCAUAUUGGAAAAGGACUUUCGAUAGAAACAUUGACGGAGGAACAACUAAUGAAUGCUAUUAAAAGUGUAAUCGACGAUAAAAGUUAUCGUAGGAAUAUUGUUAAGCUACGCAACUUUAUGGAUGAUCAACCACAAUCGUCACUCGAGCGCGCGGUUUGGUGGACGGAACACGUGAUACGGCACGGCGAAGUAGAAUAUCGGCGAACUCCUGCAGCGAAUAUACCAUGGAUUGAAUACUAUGAAAUAAAAAUAGUGUUGUUGCUAUUAACUGCUUUGAUAACGUUGGUGUCAGUCACAGUAUUACCUAAGUUAUUACACCAGCUAUCUGUCAGUCGUUCCAGAGGUUAA
Molecule: messenger RNA, 3021 nt
Organism: Vanessa atalanta (red admiral)
Lineage: Eukaryota; Metazoa; Arthropoda; Insecta; Lepidoptera; Nymphalidae
Product: UDP-glucosyltransferase 2-like
Exons: 9
Coding region: 1-3021 (1006 amino acids)
Molecular function (GO): UDP-glycosyltransferase activity
Source: RefSeq, a predicted model, not a curated record